AAAUAGUGUAGCUGAACGAAUGUUUUACUUAAUAUAGUAAGUAAAAAGCUGCCUGGACGGAGUUGUUUGGACGUAGUGGAAGUUUUCUUGUGAAAUCCUUGCAUUCGCGCAUUGGUGUCAUGAACAGACAGCCAUGUGGCCAAAUCUUUAUAGCUCUUGUACUGACAACUGUCCCAGUUGUUCAAAGUGGGAAGGUUCUUGUCUUUCCAGUGGAUGGCAGUCACUGGGUCAACAUGAACAUCUUGGUGGAGGCACUUCACACCAAAGGUCACAAUGUUACAGUCAUUCGGAUGGCAGACAGCUGGUACAUCAAAGAAUUCUCACCUCACUACACAUCAAUCACUAUAAAUUCUCCUGGAGGAUUCGACGAAGAAUUCUUUGAGACAUUUGCAUUCAGACUUAUGAAAAUUCUGAGGGAAGGUUCCACCUGGGCUCAUCUGAAGCUGGAGAUAGAGACGUGGCUAGGUACUUAUGAGUUGACCAAAGUAGAAUGUGAGAUGAUAAAGAGCAUGAUGGAAGACCAGCAGCUAAUACAGUCUUUUAGGGAUGCCAAGUAUGAUUUGCUUCUUACAGAUCCAUUCUUGUUUGGAGGUGUUCUUUUGGGCAACUUCCUGAAGCUGCCCAUUGUCUACAAUAUCCGUUGGACGAUGUAUAGUGAAGCGCAUUUUGUGAUAGCUCCUUCUCCACUUUCUUAUAUUCCUUUUCCGAUGGUGGAGUUAUCAGACCGCAUGAGUUUUUUUCAAAGAGUGUUAAAUGUAGUCAUGUACAUUGUAGCUGAAGCUAUGGGUGCUUUACUGUUUGCUCCAAAUUAUAAUGCACUUUGUGAACAGUUCAUUGGCCCUGGAGUGUCCUUCCUUAUGUUAAUUCAGAGUGCUGAUCUGUGGCUACAUAGAGUUGAUUUUAUUUUUGAAUUCCCACGUCCCACUAUGCCGAACAUUGUCUACAUGGGAGGUUUUCAAUGCAAGCCAUCAAAACCUCUUCCCCAAGAUCUGGAGGACUUUGUGCAGAGCUCUGGUGAUCAUGGUGUCAUCAUCAUGUCUCUGGGCACUCUCGUUGGUCAGCUUCCUGAUGAUGUGGCUGAGGCGAUUGCUGAAGCUUUUGCAGAACUUCCACAGAAGAUCAUCUGGAGGUACAAAGGAAAGAGACCAUCUGCUCUAGGAAACAACACCUUAAUGAUGGACUGGAUGCCUCAGAAUGAUCUUCUGGGUCAUCCUAAGACCAGAGCCUUUGUGGCACAUGGAGGAACCAAUGGGAUUCAAGAAGCCAUUUACCACGGGGUCCCGAUCAUUGGAUUUGGGCUGAUUUUUGACCAACCUGAUAAUCUUGUAAAAAUGAGAGUACGAGGUGUAGCCAAGACUAUAGAUUUUGCCACAGUGGAUAAGGACUCCUUUCUUAAAACUGUCAAAGAGGUGCUUUAUGAUCCCUCUUAUCGGGAGAACAUGCAGAGGCUCUCAAGGCUUCACAAAGACGUUCCAUUGAAACCUCUGGACAACGCCAUCUUCUGGAUUGAGUUUGUUAUGAGGCACAAAGGUGCUGCUCACUUGCGCACAGAGUCUUACAAAAUGCCCUGGUACUCUUAUCACUCUGUUGAUGUCAUACUGCUCCUGCUUUCUGCUGUGUCACUCAUAAUCUUGACUAUAUAUGCAGUAAUCAGAUAUUUCUGCUGCAGAAUAUGCAUGAGAAAAACAAAAAACUAACUUGAAUGAGUUUUGUAUUAUUAUUUAAGUAAUGAGCUACUCUAUGUCAGGCAUUUCCUGUAUAUUAAUGACCACAGCUUUGAAUCAUUAUGAUGUUCAUUUCAUAUGGUCUAUGAUCUAUAGAUGUUGAUUUAUUGGUUUGUGCACAUUUAAGUUUGUGUUAUUGUUUGAGAACCGUAUUGUGUAUUUCAUUAAUGAAUUUUGUCAGCUCUUUCAUGGUUUUUAUUUAUAUUAACUGAUUAGAUUUUGUUCUCUUUGAGGUUUUCCUUUUUUCUUUUAUGCUAUUAUUUCACCAUUCCGUACAUGACCCAAAGGUGUGUUGGACCAAUCUGAAUUGAAACAGAAAUACUGUAACUAAUAAUAACUGCUGAUGUUUUAAUGCCUUAGCCUUUCAUUUAUUUGGUGAGCAAAGGUCUUUAAAAAAACACAAACAAAAUACAGUUCAGCAAAAUACAUACAAUGGCACAAGCAUAGUUCAAAUGAUUCCCCAAUGAAUUAUGUCAGGAUUCUUUUUUGUAAAUCAAUGCAUUGCAACCGGGGUAUUCUAACCAAAUCCCAAACAAACCACUUCUUGUAACUGGUUCUUUUUAAAGACUUACACACAUACAGCUUGCAACUUACUGUGUUAUGUUGUACUCAAACCUCAUUAAGCUUUAAUAGAUUAAGGUUUGUUGUUUGUAUGACAGUAUUACCUUAAAAUACACAUUAAUUCAGCAGUAGCUAUUUUGUAAGAAUGUAUAAAUGAUUUAAUUAAAUAUUUCACCAUAUUGUUUAUUUUGAUAAUCAUUUUUAUUUCAAAUGUUUUUAUGUAGCAUAUAAAACAUGUACAGUAUAUGGAACUCAAUUACAUUUAGAGAAUCAGUUUGAUUUAAAGAUCUAUCAGGCAUUUCACAUGAUUUUUUUAUGUAUUGAAA
Carassius carassius (crucian carp) is the source of this 2611-nucleotide messenger RNA. RefSeq names its product UDP-glucuronosyltransferase 2C1-like. Gene Ontology annotation, molecular function: UDP-glycosyltransferase activity. Lineage: Eukaryota; Metazoa; Chordata; Actinopteri; Cypriniformes; Cyprinidae. The transcript is spliced from 2 exons. The record is from RefSeq and is a predicted model, not a curated record. The coding region runs from base 120 to 1697 and encodes 525 amino acids.